AUGGCCGACUACUGGCAACCCCAAUCGUCCUUUGCGAACCCUAGCUGGGUUCAGGGCAACCAGUCAUGCUGGCGCUCUUCGACAUUUCGUGACUUGAUCCAUGCUUUCCCUAAACCCAAGCGGACGGGUCGAGUGAUGAAACCCCGCAGCGCUGGGAACAGUCCUUCGUCUGCUGGCAGACGGCGCACAGCAACCAUCCCUUACAGUUCGCCCAUGUACCAAGGCUACCAGGCUCCCGUCAACACUGCCUUUGUAGCCUCUGCACUUGCCCGAACUGGCCAGAACCGUCCGACAAGUUGGCAUCCGGCUUUGGAGCCUGUUAGCUAUCCUACUACUCAGUAUGUGCCAGCAACUACGGCGUUGGACAACUUUGCCGCCAUUGGCGUGUGCCCUCAGCCACUGCCUACUGCCUCUGCAACCUUCGACAACUCUUCCAUGAUGUCAUCCUACACCUCAACAGAUAUUCCAUGCUCGGAUAUGGGAUUCCCUUCCCUGCCUGAUGCACAGCAUCAGAUGUCGCUCCAACAAUCUACCAUGCUGCCGAUGAGCGAGUCUCAAAUUGAGCCCGUCUCCUGGGACACCAGCGCUUCAACCUUGUCGGCAAUGGCAGAACCUAUGUCUGACUGCUACUCUUUCGACAUGUCAUCCAUGCACAACAACAUCCCUCCAGUCUACGUCGCAGGUUCGAGUUAUGAGAGUGUACCGUCGUCGGGUUGCUUGACUGGCCCCCCUACGCCUGACUUUCUACCUAUUCAGCGACCUGAUGACGACCUGCAUUCGCAGGUAGAGUCCUUGCCCGAGAAGCAGAACGAGGAUGAACUCGUCGGAAUGGGCCUAUACAGCAACCCGGAAGCUUCGCUGGGAAACUCGCUCUUAGGGCUUUCCGGCAAGGGGCUGAAGUUGGAGGAGACUUUCACCCCGUCUUCCGACAAUGAAGCCGAAGACCAGGACGAUGAAGAUGACCAGGAGGAUGAGGACGAUGAUGACGAACAAAAUCAGGAUGAGAGCCCCGUCAACAACAAGGGCACUGAUUCGAACCCUAAGCAGCCUGAGGCUGAGACUUUUCAACAACCGAUCAAAGCACCUACCAACAUGAUGCAAAGAUCCUUUUUCUUUGAUGACGACGACCUCGAGCAGCAUGCCGUGGUCGAUUCCCAGCCAUUCAUUAACAUGGCUAGCCAACCCUGUAUGAAUUAUGGUUAUGGAUGGAUUUGA
Molecule: messenger RNA, 1215 nt
Organism: Aspergillus tubingensis
Lineage: Eukaryota; Fungi; Ascomycota; Eurotiomycetes; Eurotiales; Aspergillaceae
Exons: 1
Coding region: 1-1215 (404 amino acids)
Source: RefSeq, a predicted model, not a curated record